Molecule: messenger RNA, 462 nt
Organism: Lodderomyces oxycetoniae
Lineage: Eukaryota; Fungi; Ascomycota; Pichiomycetes; Serinales; Debaryomycetaceae
Exons: 1
Coding region: 1-462 (153 amino acids)
Biological process (GO): intracellular protein localization
Cellular component (GO): nucleus; cytoplasm
Molecular function (GO): ribonucleoside-diphosphate reductase inhibitor activity
Source: RefSeq, a predicted model, not a curated record
AUGCCUGCUCAAGUAGAUAGAAGGUUCAAAAGACCAGACAUUCAUGAGAAUACAGCUAAUAAUGAGUACAAUCCAUCAUAUGGUGUAAAUGCAGUUUCUUCAUUACCCUCGGUGGCAAUGAGAAUAAGAAAGGCAGUUAGUGAAGGAUACAAGACUGAAGACAAAUCUUUAACUAACGAUGGCAAUACCACCAGUUUCCCAAGAGUCAGCUUACCAAAUCAUUUGCUUAAUAAUCCACCAUCAGCGGUUUCUUAUGAAUCUACCAGAACUUUAUCAAAUUUGGAGGAAUGGGAUAGUUACUACAAGAUCAAUAAUGCGCCUAUUCAAACAUUGGAAUCUUUUAGCCAGGAGCCAAAUUACAUGAAGAGAAAAUUAGAGUACGAUUCUGGUGCUCACAUGGAGCCUGAAAUAGUUCAGUACCAUGCAAAAUAUGGAGAGUUGCAUUUUAAUGAUGAUUUUUGA